Messenger RNA from Seriola dumerili (greater amberjack), 3906 nucleotides. It is a transcript of the gene trim2a, whose product is annotated as tripartite motif containing 2. Gene Ontology annotation, biological process: negative regulation of translation; protein polyubiquitination; proteasome-mediated ubiquitin-dependent protein catabolic process. Bases 189 to 2435 code for a protein of 748 amino acids. The transcript has 12 exons. Gene Ontology annotation, molecular function: zinc ion binding; ubiquitin protein ligase activity; translation repressor activity. NCBI's taxonomy places the organism in Eukaryota, Metazoa, Chordata, Actinopteri, Carangiformes, Carangidae. The record is from RefSeq and is a predicted model, not a curated record.
UCAGGCCUCUCACAUGCGUUCCCCUCUCUGCCCACUGCACACACUACACUUAUAUCAGAGAUGAGGAGGAUUAGGUGACUGAGAGCAGUGUUGUUUUCACCCCCAGAGAAGAGAGAGGCCAGGAGAGAAGCCAUGGAGUUGAAGGUGCAGGGUAAGAGGAAGCGGGACUCCUAUGUCAGAGUUUUAGGAUGGCCAGUGAAGGCUCCACUAUUCCUAGCCCCGUGGUCCGCCAGAUUGACAAGCAGUUCUUGAUCUGCAGCAUAUGUCUGGACCGCUACGAAAACCCCAAAGUACUGCCCUGCCUGCACACCUUCUGUGAGAGGUGCCUGCAGAAUUACAUCCCGGCCCACAGCCUCACACUGUCGUGCCCCGUGUGCCGCCAGACCUCGAUCCUGCCGGAGAAGGGUGUGGCGGCAUUGCAGAAUAACUUCUUCAUUACCAACCUGAUGGACGUGCUGCAGCGGGAGCCGGGCAGCUGCAGCCAGGAGGCCGCCGCUCUCAACAACAUCACCGCUGUGGCUACAGGCCAACUGCUCUCAUGCCCCAAUCAUGGAGGCAACGUCAUGGAGUUUUACUGUCCUCCAUGUGAGACGGCCAUGUGUCAGGAGUGUACAAGCGGCGAACAUGGAGAACAUCCAACUGUGCCUCUUAAAGACGUAGUGGAACAACACAAGGCCUCAUUGCAGGACCAGCUAGACGCCGUCAAGAAGAGGUUACCAGAGAUCGACUCAGCCCUGCAGACACUGUCAGAGAUCCUGCAGCAGCUGACCAACCAGAAGAGCUCCAUUGAGGAUGACAUCCACACCACCUUCGAUGAACUGCAGAAGACCCUCAAUGUCCGAAAGAGUGUUUUGCUCAUGGAGCUGGAGGUCAACUAUGGCCUGAAGCAGAAGGUGCUCCAAGCCCAGCUGGACACCCUGCUGCAGGGCCAGGAGGGCAUCAACAGCAGCUGUAACUUCACGGAGCAGGCUCUGAGCCACGGCACUGAGGCCGAGGUGCUGCUGGUGAAGAAGCAGAUGAGCGAGCGUCUCAUUGAGCUGGCCAGCCAGGAGCUUCCUCUGCAGCCCGGAGAGAACGACCAGCUGGACUUCCUCGUGGAGACAGACGGACUAAAGAAGUCCAUCCAUAACCUGGGCACUAUUGUAACGACUAACGCGGUGGCCUCCGAGUCUGUGGCCACUGGUGAAGCGUUACGGCACUGUGUGGUGGGCGUACCCACCUCCAUCACCAUAACCACUAAGGACAAAGAUGGAGAACUGUGCAAGAUGGGUAACGCAGUCAUAACUGCUGAAAUCUCCUCACCUGAUGGUAGCAAAGGUGAAGGAGAGAUACUGGACAACAAGAAUGGCACUUAUGAGUACCUGUUCACAGCCCCUAAAGAGGGGGCUUUUAAUUUAUCACUGCGUUUAUAUGACCAACAUAUCAAAGGAAGCCCCUUUAAGAUUAGGGCCACCAAGUCUAUAGAUGUGUCACCAACUUCGGACGGCAUGAAGAAGAGGCUGAAGUCUCCAGGCAGUGGGCACAUCAAGCAGAAGGCCAUCAAGAGGCCGGCCAGUAUGUACAGCACAGGGAGGAGGAAAGAGAACCCCAUCGAGGACGACCUCAUCUUCAGAAUCGGCACAAAAGGAAGAAACAAAGGGGAGUUCACUAACCUGCAGGGAGUGGCUGCCUCCGCUCUGGGAAAGGUGCUGAUCGCAGACAGCAACAACCAGUGUGUCCAGAUUUUCUCCAACGAUGGCCAGUUCAAAAGUCGUUUUGGGAUCCGGGGCAGGACUCCGGGUCAGCUGCAGCGGCCGACCGGUGUGGCCGUCCACCCAAAUGGUGACAUCAUCAUUGCCGACUAUGACAACAAAUGGGUCAGCAUCUUUUCAAGUGAGGGCAAGUUUAAGAACAAGAUUGGCUCAGGGAAGCUGAUGGGCCCUAAAGGCGUGUCAGUGGACAGGAACGGCCACAUCAUCGUGGUCGACAACAAGGCCUGCUGCGUCUUCAUCUUUCAGCUCAACGGCAAGCUGGUCACCAAGUUCGGUAACCGAGGCAACGGUGACAGGCAGUUUGCAGGUACACUAAAUGGCCCUCAUUUUGCUGCUGUCAACAACAACAAUGAAAUCAUCGUGACAGAUUUCCACAAUCACUCAGUCAAGGUGUUCAACACAGAGGGAGAAUUCUUGCUGAAGUUUGGGUCUAACGGUGAGGGCAACGGCCAGUUCAACGCGCCCACAGGAGUGGCAGUGGAUGUUAAUGGUAACAUCAUAGUAGCAGAUUGGGGCAACAGUAGGAUACAGGUGUUUGAUGGCAGCGGUUCGUUCCUCUCUUACAUCAACACAUCAGCAGACCCUCUGUACGGCCCGCAGGGACUGGCUCUCACCUCUGACGGACACGUUGUGGUCGCCGAUUCCGGCAACCACUGCUUCAAAGUCUACCGCUACCUGCAGUAGCUCCUCUCUCCCUCAACGCACAAACUGUACCGUGCACAUAAACACACAUACACAUGUUAGUAUGGAGCGACUGGCAGAUUUUUUUGCCCUCAUCCACUCACCCGUUCAUCUUUGAAUCGUGCUGUUGUUGUGCCAUCUGUUUGACUGUUCCCCACGUGUGGCGUUCUGCUUCACCCCAUGACGCUGAAGAAAACAACCGAGAGAAAAAUUUUUUAGUGGUGUGAAUGAAGCAAAAAGGAUCUGAGAUAUUCGCAGACGGCUGCUGCUGACUGGUGCUUUGAGGAGUCACCCAUAACCUUGUUCACAUUCCAUCUUAACUGCGCUGAUUUGAAAAAAAUUAAACUUUAGUAUUGUACAUAUGUUAGAUCUUUUGAUUUGUUGUGACAUGGCAGGAAAACUGGAAUAUAAUGCUAUUGCACUUGUUCUUAAAAAAGUACUGGUUGGGCACUGUGUUAAGUGAAAUUGACAUUAAAGUAAAGAAGUUACCCGAGUCACCUGGAAAUGAAUGUGAAUUCUAUUUAUAGUUUCGGUAACUGCAGCUUCCUGUUUAAUGCUCUUCACCUUUUGCCUGCUCAAUAUAAAAGACAGAUCUUCCACCUACUGUAGGUAGCAGGGUAUUUUCAAGCAUGAUUAGGCAUCUCUGUGCAUGCUGUUUUUACUAAUACACACCUGAAAAGCUACUGUGCACAAUAUAUAGAUAUGUUUCAAGUGGACACUUACCAACAUCACCAAAAGAAACUUUGAAUGGAGGCACUGUUUCAAUUACAAUACUUCUAUCUAUGUGUGAAAAUUAAUAGUCAGUGUAAUUGUCAUCACUUUAAAUUAACUAAUAAUAUGGUGACAAUUUCUACUUCACUGGUUUUGCAAAAACACAUAGUGUUUGUGUGUGCAAGACAAGUGUGAAUGUGUGUGUGUGUUGUGAUUAAUCAAGGUACCAAACAUGAGCAGCUUUAUGUGCUGACUUCUGCUGUGUAGUGUGUGUAUGAAGCCUCUUGACAUUUUGAUUAUGUGCAAACAUCUUAGAAUUUCUUGCAGCAUUUGAGGAAAUAGCUAAAGAGCUGAAAAUACACUCAGUAGGACACAUCAGGGUUCAUUCAAGCUGCAGCAUAGAGGUUUGAUCCAACAACAUCAAACGCAGAUUGCAGAACUGUGGUCACUAUCACUCCUUACCACGUGCUCUUAUGUCUUUCAGAAAAAUCUGUAGAACUACUAGCAAGUUGUAUUUUAGUAAAACAAUUUGUCUGUCCUGAUGCAAUAUGUAGUUCAACAGUUGAGGUGUAUGUUGUAAAAUUGCACUGUGCUACCAUUUGAAAGCCUUGGUCAAAAAUACUUUGUCUUUAAGCACACAGUUUUCAUUGGGUAUCCUGAAUUUGGUCAUUCAUUUUCUACACAAUCCUGUUAAAUUAUUUGUUUUCCAUUGUCUUGUUUAUCUUUGUAAUGCCAAAUGGAAUUAAAGUGCCCAUAGAAAAGA